This is a messenger RNA of Aethina tumida (small hive beetle), 1699 nucleotides long. RefSeq lists its product as uncharacterized. Gene Ontology annotation, cellular component: plasma membrane. Bases 131 to 1654 code for a protein of 507 amino acids. The transcript has 11 exons. The record is from RefSeq and is a predicted model, not a curated record. Gene Ontology annotation, molecular function: water channel activity. Lineage: Eukaryota; Metazoa; Arthropoda; Insecta; Coleoptera; Nitidulidae.
UAAUAAAAAUGUCAAUAAAAGAUGCGUUACUUAUCUCUAGAUAAAGAGUUACUAUUUCUGAUUGUCUCAAUAGUUUUUAAUUCUCAAUUCGGAGUGUACGGUGUAAUAAAUUAAUAAAUAGAUUUAAAUAAUGUCGUCACACACAGUUGUGGGACUUACGCCGACGGAUAAUUACAUUCCAUCAUGGUUGGGUGAGUUAUUCGGAACGGCAUUUUUGUCAUACACCACCACACUGUUGUGUGAAAAUGACAAAAUACCAAUAAUUUACCAUCACAUAUUUUAUGCCACGGUACUGAUAUUGAAUAUGAUGGUGUUUGGAUCAAUAUCUGCAGCUGAUUUCCACCCCCUGGUGACCGUGGCACGUCGGAUCUUAGAUUACAAACAAGACACAAUAGUAAACGAAGAAAAUAAAAGGAACAAAUUUCUCAAAUUUCUCAUGAAAAUAUACAAAUUUCUAAAGCCAAAAGUGAAAUGGGUGGUACAAUUAAUACCAGUUAUAUCGGCACAAAUUAUGGGAUCAUUCGUAGGUUGGGGAAUAGUAAUGUUGCCCAGAAAUAACACCAGACACAGUAUAGAAGUAAACUGUAUGUAUACAAUGUCUGAUGAUUUCUUAUUAGCUUCAAUUUACGGAUGUUUACUAACAUUUUUCUUCAUUUUAUUCGCUUGCACUAUUUGGAAGUCCACAGAAAGUAAUAACACAUUUAAAGUGUUGAUUUUUGGAAUCUUGUAUUUUCUACACAGUGUAGUUUCGCAUCUUUUAACCGAUGAAAUAGUUAAUCCAAUGAAACUUAUACCAAUAUCUUACUGGUCACCAUAUUGGAUGUAUUGGUUGUUGUGUGGAUUUGUUGCUAGUUUUUUGGCCAGUUUAUUGUUUAAACGAAUUUAUAACAGCUUAAUUCCCAGAUUAUUACAACAUACACAUGAGCCAUCCCAGACCACCAGUGAUGUCAGUAGUGAAUUGAGUUACAAUAUGCUGAAUUUCAACAAUCUAAACCAAACUCAAACAGGACUUGCCAUUCUUAUCCAAGAACUUAUUGGCACCAUGAUUUUGACUGGUGUGUCCUCAGUUGAAAGUUCAAAUCCAAUAUUUGAAAAUCAAAUUGUAAUUCCUGCUGUAAUCCUGUUGUAUAUUUGGACUCCCUACAGCAGAAUUGGAUUACAUUUGAACCCUUUGAUUAGCCUUGCAUAUUACGUGCACAAUUAUAAGAAUAGUGAAGCUGAAAUAAUAUUUUGCGUUGGUUUACUUGCCCAAAUUGUUGGGGCUACUGCUGGUUGGGGGAUGACAAUAUUGGAUACGAACAUCAGGGAACAAGUAGAAAAUGAAUACAUGACCAACGUACCCUCAAUUUUUGAACCACUCGUUGUAUUCAUUACAGGAUUGUUCAUAACGUUCAUUUUUGUUUUGUUUCUGUGUAAAUUGUGGUCAUCCCAGUUUGAUGGAAAAUCCAGAUUUUUACCAGCUCUAUGUUUUGCACUAAUAUUUUUAGUGUUCAAUUUUACUUGUAGGAUGUCAAGUGGUUCAGUAGUUAAUCCAAUGAAACUCAUGCUCAUUUUAUACUGGUCGGCGUAUUGGAGAUGGUGGGCUUUUGGAGGAGUUUUUGGAACUUUGUUUGCGAGUUAUUUAGGAAAAUAUUUAUUUAUACGGCGAAUUUAAUACUAUUAUUGUCAUAGUGAUUUAAUAAAUUUGUUUAACUUCUCA